Molecule: messenger RNA, 342 nt
Organism: Saccharomyces cerevisiae S288C
Lineage: Eukaryota; Fungi; Ascomycota; Saccharomycetes; Saccharomycetales; Saccharomycetaceae
Gene: YIL012W
Exons: 1
Coding region: 1-342 (113 amino acids)
Source: RefSeq, marked reviewed
AUGUGCCUAGGUAAGCUGUACUUCGAACAGCUAAUAUUAGUAAGAUGCAUAAAGGGGCGUCAAAGUGGAAAUAUAACGACAGGAGAAUCUCGGUGUGUAAGUUGGAAUGUGUAUUGCACCACUUCCAUGAUUGGGCUUUUUUCCUGGCGCAAAAUGUUGCUUUUUCAACAUUUUUCUUAUACGCAGAGAGAGAAUCGUCAGAUAGGUGGUAAAACUUGGAGCCUAAUUAGCUCAUUAUUUCAUUUGAACGAGACAUUGGCUUCUGCCCUACAUCACCCAUACGAGACAUUGGCCUUAUACGAGGCGUACUUCGCCUUGCGGGAAAAAAAAUUUCUUUUGUAA